This is a messenger RNA of Misgurnus anguillicaudatus (oriental weatherfish), 1069 nucleotides long. The record is from RefSeq and is a predicted model, not a curated record. NCBI's taxonomy places the organism in Eukaryota, Metazoa, Chordata, Actinopteri, Cypriniformes, Cobitidae.
AUGGCACAGAGCUUUAGCACCCUUGCUGGGAUGCCAUCCGGCCCUGAAUAUUUGAUAGUGUCAGGAUCAAAUCAGUCAAUAUCUGCAUCUGUGGGUGAGAAUGUAACUCUGAGCUGCUCUGUGAACUCUCACAUCAAACCUGAAGAGAUUGAAGAGGUUUCAUGGAAGAAAACAGAUAAAGAUGAAGACAUCCUGGUUCUUCUCUAUCAAAACAAUGAAACUUUAUCAGAAUCAUCAGAUGAGCGAUACAGAGACAGAGUUGAGUUCUUCACUGAUGAAAUCCACAGAGGAAACUUCUCUCUCAGACUGAAGAGAGUCAGAACUGAAGAUAAAGGAGUUUACAUCUGUCAAGUGUUUAAUGGACGACUUUCAGCAAACACAACUGUGAUACUGGAGAGACUGGGUUUCUCAGCUCUACAUAUAAUGGUGUUGAUUCUCUGUAUUGCUGCAUGUGGAUCGGCUCUUCUGUUCUGCCCUCUCACAUACUGUACAUUAAAGAAUAAAGGCAUAAAGCUGCUGCUUCAUGUUUGUCUUCACUUUUGCCCAAAUAUUAUGAUGUUUCUGGCUUCGGUCCUCUGGUAUGCUGCUGAAGGAUCUUUAUAUGAAACAGUCUCUUGCUGUACUCUCUAUAUUUUGAGGCCUCUGAGGUUGUUUUGGGUUACACCCCAUAUCAGUGAUUUUCCAGACACAAUUAUUAACCGUAUUAAGUCUUCAGAUGCUGAUCAGUAUUUUCCUGCUGUUAUGGUAGUGAUGUAUUCAGCUCUGUUAGCAGAACAUUUCAAAGACUUCAACACAAUCACUGUGAUGAAUAUCUGUGUAUUACUGGCCCUGCUGUGUCUGAGCUUUGUCACACGUGAGUGAUGUCAUCUCAAAUUUUUUUAAAUGCACAAACACUUUAAAACUUUAAACAGUCAGAAUGUUAUUUAUGUUUUUUUUUCAGAUACGUUUUUAUGUUAUCAUUUUAUAGAGGAAACAGUUUUAUGCACUUUCAAACUGACCUCAAUACAAUCUAGGACAAUGUGAAUAUGUCAGCCUUUGUUUUAAUAUACCUUCUUAAAAUUUAGGUGUA